AUGGAUGGGAGGGAUGGCAGUAUUGGCCUAAGUCCCACAUUGCUCUCCCCGCUGCCUGGCCAGGGCUUGCGGGCACGCAACAUCAUCCAUGCCAAGAUCGAGGAGAACAUCCGUGCCAAGAUGGCCCGCAAGGAGCCUGAGGGUGGCUACAAGGAUGCGCUGCAGCUGCUGAUGGAGCACACACAGGGCAACGGGGAGCAGCUCAACAUGCAGGAGCUGAAGGAGUCUGCCACAGAGCUGCUGUUUGGGGGCCAUGAAACCACUGCUAGCGCUGCCACGUCGCUAAUUGCCUUCCUAGGGCUCCACCAUGAUGUCCUGCAGAAAGUGAGGAAAGAGCUGCAGGUGAAGGGGUUACUGUGCAGUCCCAACCAAGAGAAGCAGCUGGACAUGGAGGUCUUGGAGCAGCUGAAGUACACGGGCUGUGUCAUCAAAGAAACCCUCCGGUUGAGCCCUCCUGUUCCUGGAGGAUUUCGAAUUGCACUCAAGACCCUUGAGCUAAAUGGUUACCAGAUCCCUAAAGGUUGGAAUGUUAUUUACAGUAUCUGUGAUACCCACGAUGUGGCAGAUCUCUUUACCAACAAGGAUGAAUUUAACCCAGAUCGCUUCAUGUCUCCAUCUCCAGAGGAUUCUUCUAGGUUCAGUUUCAUUCCUUUUGGUGGGGGCUUGAGGAGCUGCGUGGGCAAAGAGUUUGCAAAAGUCGUUCUAAAAAUAUUUACAGUGGAGUUGGCUCGGAGCUGUGACUGGCAGCUGCUGAAUGGACCUCCUACAAUGAAAACGGGCCCCAUAGUGUACCCUGUGGACAAUCUGCCUACCAAAUUCAUAGGGUUCAGCGGCCAAAUCUGAGAGCUAAACGCUUGCCUCGGGCUGGAUUUCUAUAUAGCUUCUAAUAUGUACAUAGCAACUUUUUAUAGUAACAAAGGCCUUUAAAUAUUUAAACUUGUAAAUGUACAAUAGUUAUUUAUGUCUUCUAAAUAUUUCAAAAGGCUAUGAUAUUUUUUUCCCCAAGCACUACAAUUAUGGGUCUCUGAUUCAUAAUUAGAUAAUGUUAUUUCUAUAGAAAUAAGUUUUCCCCUAUUUAAAAAUCAUAUUGAAAGCUGGCCAGCUAAGCAUUUGAAGACAUUUCACGAUGGUGUAUGUAUUAAGAAAUAUUCUUAAAGGCAUUUGAAACAAUGGUAACUAGCUACUCAUCCAAAUUACCUAAAAUGGUUAUUGUUUGAGAAUGUUUUCAGUAUCAUUUGUGUCUAGAUCUUAUGUUUAAUGUGUGAAUUUUAAGUUUGAUAAUAAAGUUUAUUUUUGAUGA
Messenger RNA from Fulmarus glacialis (Northern fulmar), 1300 nucleotides. Its product is annotated as cytochrome P450 26A1. Gene Ontology annotation, molecular function: oxidoreductase activity, acting on paired donors, with incorporation or reduction of molecular oxygen; monooxygenase activity; iron ion binding. Gene Ontology annotation, biological process: sterol metabolic process. Bases 1 to 843 code for a protein of 280 amino acids. Lineage: Eukaryota; Metazoa; Chordata; Aves; Procellariiformes; Procellariidae. The record is from RefSeq and is a predicted model, not a curated record. The transcript has 4 exons.